Messenger RNA from Exophiala mesophila, 1276 nucleotides. Its product is annotated as E3 ubiquitin ligase complex SCF subunit sconC. Gene Ontology annotation, biological process: SCF-dependent proteasomal ubiquitin-dependent protein catabolic process; mitotic cell cycle. Gene Ontology annotation, molecular function: cullin family protein binding. The coding region runs from base 328 to 825 and encodes 165 amino acids. NCBI's taxonomy places the organism in Eukaryota, Fungi, Ascomycota, Eurotiomycetes, Chaetothyriales, Herpotrichiellaceae. The transcript has 3 exons. The record is from RefSeq and is a predicted model, not a curated record. Gene Ontology annotation, cellular component: cytoplasm; nucleus.
CCCAGCUUGUAGUAAUCGCAACCGUCGUCACAAACGCAACAACCUCGCAUGUGUAGAGUCACCUUCUCCCUGUCAGAAUCUCGUUAUUCACUUCCCAACGUGGUCAAUCACUACAUCUGACACAACUGGCUCGUUUUCCUCAUUUCUCACCUUCUCAGACUCACCCAAUCCUCCCAUUAUUUAAAGCCUACUCGGCCUGCCCAUUCCCUCCCAUCCCACCAUUUUCGUCCUGCAGACCAACCCGCAACCCUCUGCUUGAUAUUUCAACUACUCCAUCCCCAGCCUAGACAUUACACAUCACAUAUAAACCAUCAAAUCGAUUUCAACAUGUCGGCCAAAGCGCAAUUGUACCUGCAGAGCUCCGAUGGGGAAGAUAUCCCAGUUGAUCGUGACGUUGCCGAGAGGUCAGUCUUGAUCAAGAACAUGGUGGGCGAUCUGGGAGAAGAAGGGAUCACAGAGGCCAUUCCAAUUCCCAACGUGAACGCUGCAGUCCUCAAAAAAGUCAUCAACUGGUGCGAGCAUCACAAGCACGACCCCCCCUCCACCAACGAGGAUGACUCCGAAUCGCGCAAAAAGACCACCGACAUUGAAGAAUGGGACCAAAAGUUCAUGCAGGUGGAUCAAGAGAUGCUCUUUGAAAUCAUUCUCGCCGCCAACUACCUCGACAUCAAACCUCUUCUGGAUGUUGGAUGCAAGACAGUGGCCAACAUGAUCAAAGGCAAGUCUCCAGAGGAGAUUCGCAAGACCUUCAACAUUCAGAAUGACUUCACUCCCGAGGAGGAAGAUCAGAUCCGUCGUGAAAAUGAAUGGGCUGAGGAUCGAUGAACCAUCGAGAGCUGCAUGCCAAUCUCAUAUGCAGGCGUUGUGCCAUUUAGGGAAUAUUCAUCCGGGGGAGUUUGGGGUGGAGUGGUGAUCAAUGACUUUGACGAAAUCCUGAUCUGGGCAUUGCUGCUAUGGUAUUCCCCUACCACUGUCAUUUCGGUCCUCUGACCAUCUCACCAACGCAACUUCGUCUCCCACGAGGUUGCCUACAUAGUGGUCAGAAUGUGGGGGCUCUACUCCUACCCUAGUUCAUGGGUCAAUAGUACUACAAGCAAGCACUUGGUUAUAUCCUGAGCGAUUAACACGUGAGAUCUAAACUGGAUAAACACCAGCCCCAUUCUCGUACCAAUCGACCUUUCGAAUAUUCGAAGACUAGACAAGUGAUUUGCGGGCGCAAUGUUUAAUUUGAUUCAUUGAUCUUAGUUUUAGACAAACCAGAUAAGUUGGUUAUGCC